UGACAAUAUAUUUAUAUCUACUCAAUGACAGAUCCUUAUUAUAGACCCAGAUUAAUCAAUUAUCAAGAAACUACACCCAAAAAAAUGUUUGCUAAUCAAAAUCAAUCAUUUACUUAACCAUAUUUAAAUAAAAGUCCAAAUUAUCACACUCCAGAUAGAGCUAUGAAGUAGCCUUUUCGAAUUUAAAAUUAAAGUGUAAUAUUUAAUUCUCUAAAUUUAGUACAAUGACAUGUCUGAGGUUAUGAACAGAUAAUAAUUGUCUCAUUAUCCCCCCACAUAUCAAUCUAGUUAAAUUUCAAUUCAAUAAGAAUUGAAUAAUACGAACACGAGUAAAUAUAUGGAUUAAUUCAUUAAACGAUCAGAUAAUUCUAUUACUCAGGAAUCUAGUUGGUUUUAAUAGAAAACGAGUAAUAUUAGUCCAAAUAUUUAAUAACAUAGAAUAGAAUUAGAAAAAAAUAAAAGAGAUUCUUCAUAACCAUUUUAUGAUAAUAACCAUUAGGUUACUGAUAGAAAUUUAAGACCAAUUAAAGUUUUUAUUUAUUUUUAUUAAGUUCGAAGAAAAGAUUCCAAGUGAAAAAAGGGAUAUUGAAAAAAUAAAGUAAAUUUUAGUUGAUCAACAAUUAAAGCUAAAUCUAUAAUUAGAUGAUUAUAAAGUAAAACUAUAAAAGCAAGAAACUAGAAUAAUGGAACUUGAAAAAUAAAAUAAAGUAUUAAAAACAUAAAUAAAUGAAAAAAACUUAGAGGUCAAAACCAUUUAAUAAUCUCAUAUCUCUUAAUAAAAAUUAUAAGAGAUUCAAGAUUAACAAAUGAGAAAGUUUUAAAAGAUAUAUGAGCAAUUAACUUAAUAAAACGAUGAUUUAAGGGAGGAAAAUAAUCAAUUGAAAUUACUUAUGUUAUAGUAUUAAAUUAUUAAAUAAAUUAGAGUUGACAAUUAUUCCUCAGUAUCUAGAUCAAUUAUUAGUAAAAAGAAUUCAGAAUAAGAAUUUUAACUUAUCAGUCAGCAAGAUAAUAUCAAAGAAUUAAUAGAUCAAUUUCUAUAAGGAACAUCUGAAUAAUUGUUAUCUUUAACAUAGGAUACUUUAAUUUAAAAUGCCUUUAUUUAUUUUAGAGAUAUAAUUAAUUCAUUGUAAUACAAUCAACAUUAGAAACUCGAUUUUUAAAUGCUCAAAGAAACUGAUUUUAUGAAAAUUAAAAAAUAAAGCGAAGAUAUCAUUUCAGUUCCAGAAUUACAUAAAAAAGCUGAUCAUCUUAUUAGGGAAAUUAAAGGAAAGAUGGAAGAAAUGGCAUCAUUAAAAGUAUUAAUUAAUUAAUUAUAAUUACAGGAAGGUGAUUAGAAAAAGAAUAUUCUCAAAGAAGAAAUUGAUAGAUUAUAAAAAGAAUAUGAGGGAAUUUAGAUACUUGUAACUGAAUAAUCAGAUUAUUUGGACAAAAAUACUAAUAAUUUGCAUAGAAAUAGUAUAAUCUCAUUUGAUCAAAAUUUUGAUGGUGAGGAAUAACAUUGA
This is a messenger RNA of Paramecium sonneborni, 1502 nucleotides long. The record is from the annotation of a GenBank genome assembly. NCBI's taxonomy places the organism in Eukaryota, Ciliophora, Oligohymenophorea, Peniculida, Parameciidae.